Molecule: messenger RNA, 2614 nt
Organism: Cyprinus carpio (common carp)
Lineage: Eukaryota; Metazoa; Chordata; Actinopteri; Cypriniformes; Cyprinidae
Product: myosin binding protein C1
Biological process (GO): phospholipid biosynthetic process
Cellular component (GO): endoplasmic reticulum membrane; Golgi apparatus
Molecular function (GO): diacylglycerol cholinephosphotransferase activity
Source: RefSeq, a predicted model, not a curated record
CGCAGUUUCCUGCGUCUCUCCGUUUAUCUGUUCUCAACUACUAGGAGCGGAGGACACUGUCGGUUCCGCGCAUUAAAAAUGACUCACCACACGUAAUCGCCGCAUGCUAAUGCCUUCUUCUAAGUGGACACCUGGGGAUUUGGACCGAAAUAUUGCUGACCCUGCCAAAAGAGCGAUCAUAAUGCCUCAGUGCGCGUGUCCGGAGCCGCUGUCAGCUGUCCAGCUCAAGCGCCUGGAGGAACACAAAUACAGCGCGGCCGGUCGCUCUCUCUUCGAGCCGCCCUGCCAGGUAUACUGGAACUGGCUGGUCCAGCAGAUCCCGACGUGGGUCGCGCCGAACACGCUGACCAUCACUGGACUCCUUAUUAACAUAUUAACGACGAUCAUUCUCGUCUAUUACAGUCCCACGGCCACGGAGGAGGCUCCAGGUUGGGCCUUCUUUCUCAGCGCCUUAGGUCUCUUCAUCUACCAAUCACUGGACGCCAUUGAUGGUAAACAGGCCAGACGGACCAAUAGCAGCUCGGCUCUUGGGGAGCUCUUUGACCAUGGCUGCGAUGCUGUUUCUACAGUGUUUGUUGCCGUGGGAACAUGUAUAUCCUGUGGGAUCGGAGUUUACCCUAACUGGAUGUUUUUUUGCGGCUUCGUGGGCAUGUUCAUGUUUUUCUGUGCACACUGGCAGACAUACGUAUCCGGGACACUCCGCUUUGGAUUGGUUGACGUGACAGAAGUCCAAAUUGCUAUUAUAAUCAUGUAUCUGAUGACAGCAUUUGGAGGAGUGAGUCUUUGGGAGACUAAGGUGCCUGUUCUUGGUGUGAAUUUGCAAACCUUUCCAAUUCUCGGUAUAAUCGGUGGGUUUCUGUAUUCAACUUAUAACUACUUCUAUGUCAUCCUGAACGGUGGCGUGGGCAAGAAUGGCUCAACUGUUGCAGACACCAGUGUAUUGUCUCCUGGUCUACACAUCGGCCUCAUCCUCUCUCUGGCCUUCAUCAUCUUUAAAAAGUCCUCCAGUCAGCUUUUCGAGCAUCAUCCUUGCCUCUACAUCCUUACAUUUGGCAUGGUGAUCGCCAAGAUCGCGAAUAAGCUGGUGGUGGCCCACAUGACCAAGAGUGAGCUUCAUCUUCAAGACACAGCCUUCAUUGGUCCUGGACUCCUUUUCCUAAAUCAGUAUUUCAACAGCUACAUUGAUGAACACAUCGUGCUGUGGAUCGCUAUGGUGCUGUCCCUGGUGGAUCUGCUGCGUUACUGCACAGGCCUGUGUCUGCAAAUCGCCUCCCACCUGCGAAUCCGGGUUUUCAGCAUCACCCCACAGGGCCACGCCCACAGAGACUGACAAUUUGCCCGGCGGGAGGAGGAAGCGGGAUUUAAGGAUGAAGACAUUGUCCCGCUUCUCAAGCUAGAGCAGGAGAGCCCCACCAACCAAAACCACAACGGCCUUGACAGUGUGACCACCACAGACUAACAGAAUUGAACAUUUUGCCAGGUUUGACCAGACCAGCUCGCAUUGGUUUUUUUUUUUAACCACACUACUGUACACUAGAAUAUAUCACUGGAUGAAAAGAAAGAGUUUAGAGAAUGAAAUGUCCAAAUUCUGGCCUUGGGGGCCAGAGGGCAGCUUAGCCCUUAAGUUUUCUAUUGCCUUGAAAUGGUUCAUUCUGUGCAGGAACACAUUUGAUAUUAUUAUUGUUAUUUUUUCAAAGGAUAAAGAAGGAAAUAUUGGUGGGAAAUCAAACGUUAAUUGAAUUUGAAUUGGCCAAAAACUUUUAGCGUAGAAUCAUUUUCUAAAUAUUUUGAAUCCAAUCCAUUUGGUCAAAGAUAAAGAUGAGCAAAAGAAUCAAAAAAUAAUGGAGGAAAUAUUUUUAUUUAUUAUUUUUCACAAUAGAUUUGUACGUUUUUUUGGGUUUGAUCGUGUUUGUCAAUUUUUAACAAAAAAAAGGGAAGCUACAACUGCAAUUUGAGCAUCAGUUGCUGUUUUUUAAAACUAAGUCCAUUUUCGACAUAGAAAUAGCCAUCAUUUCAUGUAGGCCCAUUUUUAUAGGUCUGAUCUUGAUAAAUACAACAGAAGCAAGCAUUACAAACAUAUUUCUUGGUUUUAAGGCCUGAUAUAGUCGCCAAACUGCCAAAAAUAGUUUACGCCACAGAACCUUUUUUACCAUGCAGAAUUUUUACUGUUGUUAAAAAAGCAGCUAUUUGUAGAUUGUGACACUUUAUAGAAGAAAAUAAGCUCCAGAAAAGAAAACUGCCCAAACAGCCAUUGUAGCUUGAAGUACAAGAAAACUUUUUGUGAUUGUCCAGUGAUUACAGUGUAUGUAUUUAUUUAAAUAAUCUGACUGAAUUUAGUGUGAAAUUAAUUCAAGCCUGUUUAAAACAAAAAUAAUAAUUGAAAGAACUUAAUUGUCAAGGAUUGUGGCUAAGUGCUAAAAACAGACUCAUCUCUCCACCCCACCCCCCCAGUCACCCAACUGGAGUUUGCUCAGACAUCCUGGUUGUGUGUUUCACUUCCCAGAGCUUGAACUGGGGGUGUUGAUCUUCUGUGACUGUUUUAUCUCUGCCUGCUUAGAAUCAUCUCCUUCCAAAGGGCUAAUAAAAACAAUAAAUUUUGUGUGAUUUGAAUAUA